Molecule: messenger RNA, 1352 nt
Organism: Pseudophryne corroboree (corroboree frog)
Lineage: Eukaryota; Metazoa; Chordata; Amphibia; Anura; Myobatrachidae
Product: bromodomain-containing protein 4-like
Exons: 3
Coding region: 23-1327 (434 amino acids)
Source: RefSeq, a predicted model, not a curated record
UGUGGCAUUGGUGCGGGAGCUGAUGAAGUAUCAGAGGCAGCUAUUUGGUCCUGAGUCCGCCAAGGUGCCAACACGGAAGAAGACUGUGUUGUGGGCGAAAGUUGUUGCUGCUGUGAAUAGUGAGGGGGUGGUCAAGCGGACGGAGGACACGUGCCGCAAACGGUACUAUGACAUAAAGCGACGUGUCAAGUCCAAAAUGGCCAAGGAGGCGAAGUCGGCUCGAAAAAACGGUGGUGGGCAGCCCUAUAUUGCAAGAUAUCUGGAGUAUGAGGAGCCCAUGCGGAGUGUAAUACCUCCUGAAGUAGUCUCUGUAACCCAUGUCCGGGAUUCAGAUAGGCCCAGGAAGAAUGGUCCAUCAAAAGAAGUCUGGAGCAGCAGAAGUGGGAGUUCUGUAACACACCACCAAAAAAAACCUGUGGCAGCAAAGAAAGCAAGGUCUGAUGUCCAGGGCCAACCACAGCAGGCUACCCCGCCACGAAGAUUAUCGACAGUAUGUUCGGUCCCCCCACUCCAAAUUUUGGACACACCUCCAAGACGUCAACCACACUCCCCUCAUCUUGAUUCUUCUAGUCCUGGAAACAGCAUCCCUCCGCAACAACAGCAACACAGUGACAUGGAUGAGACAAUCAUCUUAGAAAUGCAGCCAUUAAGCCAAGGAAUCAGCCCCCCAGCACCUGUGAGUACACCACCACAGCAAAGCACACCACCACCACAACACAGCCCAACAACACCAGUAACACAAGGCCCUGAUCAGGUGUUUUGGACCAUUUGGGCUAGACAGCAGGCCACUAAUGAAGAUUGCCUGCGUAGGCAGACACAAAUGUUUGCAAGCCUACCAUGUCACCUCAGAAGAAUAACCAGAAAUAUGAGUAGACAAAAUGAACAAACCACGAGAAUUGGCAAUACCAUGGAACUCAUGCGUACAGACAUUACACAGGUCAUGGCCAACUUACAGCGCAUAAUGGAAGAACAGCACAGACUAAUGGAAGAACAGCACAGACAACAGCAAAGUUAUAUGAACAUUUUUCAAAAUAAUCAAAAGAUAAAUGAAAGUUUAUUCCGAAUUGUAGACAAUCAAAAUGCUGCUACACAUGAACUCAGUGCCACCCUCACUAACCUGAAUGAAACACUCAGAUCCAUGCACCAACAGCAAACAAGCAGCAGUUCUGGUACGACUACUCCAAAUAUCACGCCAGUCUCAUCACCAACAAGACGCUCCACCAGAGCACGACAACAUGACAGUGCUAAAGGCAAAGGGCAGGACAAGCAGGCACCCAAAAAAAAAGAAAAAAAAAAACAAAACAAUUUUUACAUUUCUGAUAAGUAAAUCAAAAUUGUUAGUAAUUGUAUGA